GCCCCUGUAUAUGGUGUAACCCCCACUAGAGCCCUGCUUAACGCAGGGCAGACCGGCUCCGACUCGAAACCAUGGAUCGGUCUCGUAGAAAGGCCUCUCGAAGCCUUUCUACAAAAAAACGGGGCUUUUGGAGCACGGUCAUGGUGGCCACCUUCAUGCUUCGUAGGGCCAGAAAGUCGAAUGGUGCUCGCAUGGAGGCUAGCAUUUGGAAAAGCCUCGUUAGCGCCAUGCUGCCCGGGCACCAUAACCUUCAGCACAAUCUUGAGGCACCUAAGACCGGCAUUGAGCCCGAGCCCAUGCCUGAUAAAAAACUAGAGCAUGAGCCAAAGGUUGAGUGCGAGCCGGAGCCAUUUCACGAUGUGCAAGCCCCACCAAGGGCUUGCAAAGAAAAGGAGUAUGACAGUGAUGGCGGGAUGAGUUGCUACGCAUCUGUGGAGAACUUGGUAGAACUCGACAAGAAUGGAGGUGAGGGCAAAGAGGGCUCUGAGGAAAUCAGGGAGGAGUCUUUCGAUUCCAUCGACGAGAAGGCGGAGGAGUUCAUUGCACAGUUCUACGAGCAAAUGAAGCUCCAGCGUCUUGACUCCAUGAACCGCUACUUCCAGAUGAUUCAGAGGAGUAUCGGUUGAUCGUAGCUUGAUUAUUGUUUAGUGUUUGGAUGUUUUUAUUUCACCAAGUUUAGAGAUCAUGAAGAGGACAAUAAGAGGAGAACUGGCCUCACCAUUUGGCUCUCUCUCUCUCUAAACCUUUCUCUCUCUAGGAAAUAUGGUUUUCUUGAUUGUUGUAUAACCUUUAUAUUCUCUAUUUGAGGGGUGGUGGUCCUUUUCAUUUUUUAUUUAUUUUUCAUUCAUUUUCUAGAUACAUAUAUUUAGCCUUUAUCCUUCAUUCAAUGAUUAAUAGCUAUUUUUCAGUUUAUGUUGGACAAGAAAUAGCACCAAGAGUUGUAAGAAGAUUCCAAGAAAUCCAUGGAACUCCAAGUCUCAUGCAAAUUUUGGUGUAAGGAAAAGGAAUUUGUGGCCUAUUCUAUGUUUUAUAUUUGUGUUUUAUUUAAGUGUAAGGAAAAGGAAUUUGUAGCCUAAUCAAUGCUUUACAAUGUGAUCUAUUAUUUCAGAUU
Molecule: messenger RNA, 1111 nt
Organism: Amborella trichopoda
Lineage: Eukaryota; Viridiplantae; Streptophyta; Magnoliopsida; Amborellales; Amborellaceae
Source: RefSeq, a predicted model, not a curated record